GCCUUGUCUAUUAUAACACUAUUGUUUUGUUUUUUUUAGACACGAAGAAGAAAUUCGGCGCCGUGCUACGAAAAUCAAUCUCGGCCAAAAUCAAGAGAACCCUGGGUAAACAAGACAGCUCUACCGCAGAUAAUAUCACAUCACUAUUUUCUAAAUUCAAGAUUCACGACAAAGAGAAGCUAGAUUUCGCUGUCUAUAAGGACAAACACUGGAGAGACUUCAUUGAGUGGAGUAUGGAACGACCUGAGCCGAUCAACCAUGAAUCCGUCGACAAAAAUGAGAUCAAACGAUGUGACAAGGUAUGGGAGCUGUUUAGAAGCGAGUGCGUCUACCUCAUCGAUCACAUACUCGUUCUCAAAGAGAUUUUUCAAGAACGACUUCGGUGGUUGCAGUGCGAGGGUCAUCUGAUGCAUAUUGAGGUGGCCAAACUUUUCGCAAAUCUGGACGAAUUGUGUGCGGUCAGUACAGAGUUUUGUCGGGAGCUCUUUCGGAACUUUACUUGUGUUGAUGGCAGUAGCGAGUUCGGCGGUACGCAAGCAGUCGUCGCAGCAUUCGCAAACUUCUUAAGUCAUGUAUGUCCUGCCUACCCUCGUUAUUGUAUGAACUACGCGGGUGCUUUGCAGUAUCUACACGCUCUGAAGAAGCAAGAGGAUUUCUUAGAAUUCACCAAGCUCUGUGAGCAGGACAAACGAUGCAAACGACUGAAGCUGGUAGAUUUACUCAUCACUCCCAUCCAGCGAAUCACCAAGUAUUCCUUGUUUCUUCGAGACAUCAGAGACUGCACCUCGGACGCUCAAGAUCAAGCCGAGAUUGAUGCGACCUUACUCAACGUCGAACGAUCCAUGGAUGAUCUAGAAGGCAAGGUGAAAUGGCUCUCCAGCUUUGAGCGGCUCAGAGAGAUCCAGCAGAUGCUUACAUGGCCUGCUGAUCAAGAGGAACUAGACUCGUCCAGGUGUCGACAUUCGAACGAUGAAUCGACGGAGAACAGCCUUCUGGUGAGCUCUCAGAGAACACUCGUCCACGAAGGACCGCUGCGAAUGAUCGAACACGGAAAAACUCUUGACGUCUACGUAUUCCUCUUCGACGACAUGCUUCUGAUCACAAGAAGACGACGCAAGUUGGUGACCCGACGAUCAUUUACGGGUUUCCCCAGUGUUCCCGAUCAGAAGUACCAGUCAUUACCUCGCCCAAAGGAUGGGGUAUUCUUCGUGGUGUGCAAACCCCCAAUCAUGCUGGACCAGCUUCAACGGACAGAAGUCGACCAGAACCAAUGUGCAGCUCACGACAUACAGCACACCAUGUUACUACUAAAACCGAGCAAAGCUGGGCAUGUAUCCGAAGCGUAUACGUUCGAUUGCAUUACAGAUAACACCAAGCAAACCUGGAUCUCACAUCUGCAGAAAUCACAAAGGAAAUGGACGAGGACGAUAUCGAAUGAAAAGAUCCCAGCUAAAAGCCUGGAUCAAAACACCGUUGAAGAACGAAGGAAAACAUACUGAAUAGACCUCCAACUCUUGCAGGAUGUCUUAAGAAUCUUGAAUAUUAUAGUGUUCACUUCGUUUUGGCCGUACAACGGUGAGACUGAACUCCUUGGACUAAUAUAGAUGUUGUAACAAAUCUGUGCACAUCUGGAAAGCAGUUUGGUUCGAGGAAUAUAUUAUCAUCAAUAUAUGGCCUGGAUGGAGGGACGUAUAGUUACCCUAGGACCCAGGUCUGCACUAGUGUGUAUAAACAUAGGGGUAGCAGUACAUAAGACAGAAAGACACAGAACGAAAAAGACAUUCGGACAGACAGAUAUGUGUGUGUGUGUUUAUAUAUGUAUGUAUAUUAUGUCUAUAUAGAUACAUAUAUAUUAAUAGAUUAUGGAUCUCUUGUACACUUUCGUAAGAAGUAUUGAACAUGAAUAGGGAAUAUAUACAAAUCCUAAAGAGGAACAAUGUCCAACGUGAUGCAGAAGGAAACUAGGCAGAAUGAAAAUAGUUGAAAAUAUAUCAAUUAAAAACGCUAGAUGGAAUGGCCUCUCGCGUUGUGAAUUGAUGCAUUUUCUACUUUACAUAAUAUAUACAUGUAUACAGAGCGAGACAGAGAGAGAGAGAGACACAC
Molecule: messenger RNA, 2103 nt
Organism: Strongylocentrotus purpuratus (purple sea urchin)
Lineage: Eukaryota; Metazoa; Echinodermata; Echinoidea; Camarodonta; Strongylocentrotidae
Product: pleckstrin homology domain-containing family G member 7-like
Exons: 12
Coding region: 234-1499 (421 amino acids)
Biological process (GO): Rho protein signal transduction
Molecular function (GO): guanyl-nucleotide exchange factor activity
Source: RefSeq, a predicted model, not a curated record